GAUCCGCCUGCAGUAAACCUCCAGGUGCUGUCGCCAUCGGUUGGCGUGAAUCGGCCCCUGAUGUUCCCUGGACUCUCGUCUGCCACGACCAUCAAGCAGCUCAAAGAGAUGAUCCGACAAAGCCUCCCCUUGCGGCCAUCGGACGAAAACCAGCGUCUCAUCUAUCGCGGCCGAGCGCUUCUACAUGAGACCGAUACUCUGCUGGAUGUAAUCAGAGGCGAUGUGUUUCGCCAACCCGACCUACAUACAAUACACCUUGUACUCAGAGACGUGUCUGAUGGCGUAUCCCCAGCAUCAACCUUUUUACCCGUUACCCAGAGCCCAGCUUUGGGAAACCAACCUUCAAACAUCCAACCUCCAAACAUCCAGCGCCAAUCGCCUCCACACCCCGCGUUCAUGGGACCUCCUCCUCCGCCUGGCAUGGCAAGAAGACCAGUGGUGCAGCCAGUUCAUCAGAUUCAUCAGAAUGCCACGCCAUCUCAGCCGCAGGCGCCGUCAUCGGCUCGCCCGCAUUCCCCAUCCCCAGCUCAUACUCCCGAGCAGGCGGCAGCUUUCCAGCAGCAACAUCAAAGCAUGACGCAAUGGUUAACACAGAUCCAGAGAGAAGCCAUGGCCAGGAUGGUUCAACAGAAUCAGCGCGGGAGAGCUCAUAUGGGCAUGCGCGGUGUUGGCGACCCCGCGGCUGCCAACUACGGGGGAUUAACUCCAGAGUCAAAUAGUGGGAGAGGGAGUCCGGCCCCAUCGCACACAAUUUAUCGAGAAGUCAUUGGACCCAACGGCCACAGCUACCACGUCGAGACUCGUAAUGGAGCUGGUGGACUCCCAGGGGCAUCUGCAUCUGCGCCGUCAAUUCCUGGUGUAUUUACCCCUAAUGAUAUUCACAACAUUCUGCGAGGGGCAGACUCCAACCAGAUACCCGCACCCCUGGCAAAUGCACUGCAUCAAAGCAACUUGCGCCGAAGUGCCUCUAGUGCCUCGCUUCACAACCGGGCGUUCAACCAACCCUCCAUCACUACCUCUGUCUUUGCGAAUGGUGGCUCUCGAGCUGGCAGCGGCCGAGCUACGCCAGACCUAGGGCUGAGGUCGGUUUCUGGCUCAUUCAUUCCCGCCCCUACGUCUGCCCCUUCUCUUGUUCCAUCCCAGUCACGACAGGGUGUCGAUGUGUAUAUUCUGUCAUCCCCCGAGGGGCCCCGCGCCCUUCUCUUCAACGGCAAUGUGGCAGAGGCUUACUACACGCCCAGGCUGGCUAUGCAGCCGCUUCCCUACUACUCUCCAAGCUUGAUCCGCACGAUGCAGCCGCAAACCAGGGAUGACCAUCAUCAGACACAGCGGGCAGACGCAAGACAGGCUGCUCAAACCCCUCAGGACCCAGCGCCACAGCCUCAGCCUCAGCAGCAGCAGCAGCAACAACAACAGGUCCAACAGCCGCAGCCUCCGCAGCCGCAGGGCCAACAGCCAAGAAUCGCCCCUUUACAUGCUGGUAACCCACCUGCGGCUGGCCUAGCUCAUCUGAUUGUGCAGUUGGCUCCUCACAUCUGGCUUAUAGUACGCCUAGCCCUUUUUGUGUGGUUCUUUACGCCUGUCAACUCUAGCUGGUCAAGAUGGUGCACUGUUAUUGCUUUGGCAUUGUUCAUGUUUGCCCUCACCACCGGGCUCUUGGCCGGCUAUGCCGAGCAGAUCUGGCGACCGAUAGGACGGUAUCUCGAAACUGUGCUGCCUGCCAUGGAUCAUGGGAAUCAUGGACACAGGCAGGAUGCAAACCAUGAUGGGGCCCCUAGAGCUGAGCGAAAUAGGAUGCCUGACCCUGCUGAGACGGCUGCCCGACUGCUUGCUGAGCGUCGCAAUCAAGAAUCGUGGCUCACGGGGCAAUUGAGGCGACUGGAGCGAGCGGGCCUCCUCUUCCUUGCCAGUAUUGCUCCUGGGGUUGCGGAACGCCAUAUUGCUAAUCAAGAAAGAGAAGCAAGGGAACAGGAAACGCGGCGCAGAGAAGCCGAAAUUGCGGCAAGAGCGGCAGAGGCAGCA
Messenger RNA from Trichoderma atroviride IMI 206040, 2022 nucleotides. RefSeq lists its product as uncharacterized. The record is from RefSeq and is a predicted model, not a curated record. Gene Ontology annotation, biological process: endoplasmic reticulum unfolded protein response. NCBI's taxonomy places the organism in Eukaryota, Fungi, Ascomycota, Sordariomycetes, Hypocreales, Hypocreaceae.